AUGAUCCAUGCAGUUCUAAUAUUCAACAAGAAAUGCCAACCAAGAUUGGUAAAGUUUUAUACCCCAGUGGAAUUGCCAAAACAGAAGUUAUUGCUUGAUCAGGUAUAUGAAUUGAUAAGUCAACGCAAUAGUUCUAUUCAAUCCUCAUUUUUAGUUACCCCACCCUCUCUUUUGUCUGGUGGCGAUGGACCAAAUAUAAAUGAAGAUAUCCAGAUAAUUUACAAGAAUUAUGCCACCUUGUACUUUACAUUUAUCGUAGAUGAUCAAGAAUCUGAGCUGGCUAUAUUAGACCUAAUCCAGACUUUUGUUGCAGCACUGGACAGAUGUUUUGCUGAGGUAAAUGAGUUAGACUUGAUUUUUAAUUGGCAAACGUUGGAAAGCGUAUUGGAGGAAAUUAUACAAGGUGGAAUGGUAAUUGAAACAAACGUUAGGAAAAUAGUGGAAGCUGUAGAUGAAUUAAACAAGACUUCUGAUCAGGAUAAUCGGUUUAGUCGGAAUUUUGGAAAUGCAAUACACGCAUUCACUCAAGGAGGUUUCAUCAACUGGGGUUCACAUCAAUAG
Messenger RNA from Eremothecium cymbalariae DBVPG#7215, 561 nucleotides. RefSeq names its product Aps3p (gene APS3). The coding region runs from base 1 to 561 and encodes 186 amino acids. Gene Ontology annotation, cellular component: intracellular membrane-bounded organelle; membrane coat. Gene Ontology annotation, biological process: vesicle-mediated transport; intracellular protein transport. Lineage: Eukaryota; Fungi; Ascomycota; Saccharomycetes; Saccharomycetales; Saccharomycetaceae. The record is from RefSeq and is a predicted model, not a curated record. The transcript has 2 exons.